GGGAGACCGGCAACAUGGGAACAGGACCGUUACUACUGAUGGGGGUGCUCGCCCUCGCCGCCGCCGCUCCUCAGGGCUCCGCCCCACUAGGGGAUAUUCGUCUAGAGACACCCCCCAGCAACGUGGUAGGAGGCAGCACCAACGAACUGGCUACAGCACUGCUGCAGGGUUUUGUGGAGGAGGAGCGAGACUUUGCCUUCUCCCCGCUGGGCUACUCCGUGGUGCUGGCCAUCAUGGCGGAGGGUGCCGGGGGACAGACUCGCAAUCAGCUGUCAGCAGCCCUGCGACUACCAGAGGAUCUGAUAGCAGUCAGGGACAGCUACAAGUCCAUCCUACAGGACAUGACUGAUAAAUGGACAAUGAACAAGCCUCAGUUCAAAAAUUGGUUCUACGUCUACAAAAACUACACCGUGAAUGAAAACUACAAGAAAAUCCUUGAGGAAAACUACUUCACAAUAGUGAAAAACGUUGAUAGAGUUCAUUAUGAAUUAUCUUUUGAGAAUGAAAAAGAUAAGAUUGAGGAAGAGGAAGAUAAAGAAGAGGAAAAAGAAGAAGACAAGGAAGAAAAGGAAGAAGAAAAGGAAGAAAAGGAAGAGGAAACGGAAGAUAAGGCAAAGAGUCAAACAGCUAGUGAACAAAAAAAAGAAAAAGCAGCACCAAGCUCGUACGAUGGAAGCAAAGAUGUCGCCACAGCACUGUCAGCUAACAAGAUCGUAGACAAAAACAGACCAGAUCUCGACCCGCAGACUAAGAUGAUCAUCUUCAAUGGAUUUUACUUCCGAGCCAACUGGAAGACACCAUUCAAACUCGUAAAGGAGGAAGAUAAACGAAUCUUCUAUAAAUCUUUGACUGAGAAGAAGCAAGUAAAGAUGAUGCAGAGCAAGGGAAGCUUCGACAUAGGAAAUGUUCCUGAGCUGGAUGCAACUGCUUUGGAGUUGCCGUAUGAGGGAGGCAGAUACUCCAUGCUGGUGCUGUUACCGAACCAGAGAGACGGGUUGACCAAGCUGACUUCCGACAUCACUGGCUUCUCCCUAGACAAAGUGUACAAGUACCUAGUGGAGAGACCUGUGGAAAUCAUGCUGCCCAAGUAUCAAAUACAGACCAUCAGCCAUCCAGAGAUGAUUCUACAGAAGUAUGGUGUCAAUGAUCUGUUCACCAACGAAGCAGAUCUCUCAGGUAUGAGUUCUGACAAGCUCAAGAUGGGAGCUCUCGUACAAUUGGUGAACAUUCAAGUUGACGAAGGAUCAGCAGACACCAACUUCCUCACUUCGUCCCUGACCGGUGGUGCGACUAAGAGGAACAACAUUGAGAAGUUUGUGGCAGAUCAUCCGUUCUUGUUUUUCAUCAGAGAUUACACCAAGAACGUAAUCGUGGCAGCAGGAAAAGUCCUGGACCCAAGGUUUGAGACUGAAGAUUAUUUGGCUCCGUAAAUCCAUAUGUGAACUUAUAUUUAUUUUAUUUAUAGUUGUCAAUUAAUUAAUAAAACUUUAAUGUUUAGCAAA
Messenger RNA from Macrosteles quadrilineatus (aster leafhopper), 1502 nucleotides. Its product is annotated as serpin B8-like. The transcript has 8 exons. Lineage: Eukaryota; Metazoa; Arthropoda; Insecta; Hemiptera; Cicadellidae. Bases 15 to 1430 code for a protein of 471 amino acids. Gene Ontology annotation, molecular function: serine-type endopeptidase inhibitor activity. The record is from RefSeq and is a predicted model, not a curated record.